AUGAAAAAUGAUAGCCAUACUGUGGUGGCAUGCUUCAUCUUCGUGGGAUUCUCCAAUCUUGCAGAGCUGCAGAAACUGCUUUUUGUGGUGUUUUUGUUUCUAUAUCUGGUCACCCUGACCACAAAUGCCACUAUAAUGACCAUAAUAAGAAUUGACCACACCCUCCAUACACCCAUGUAUAUUUUCCUCUGUGUUUUGUCCUUCUCUGAGACCUGCUACACCUUUGUCAUUGUCCCCAAAAUGCUGGUAGACUUGCUAGCAGAAAACAAAACCAUUUCCUUCCUUGGUUGUGCUGUGCAGAUGUAUUUCUUUCUUUUCCUGGGGUGUUCUCAUUCAUUCCUCCUGGCAGCCAUGGGUUACGACCGCUAUGUGGCCAUAUGCAACCCUCUGCACUACGCAAUUAUCAUGAGCAAGAAAGCAUGUGCUCAGCUGGUAGCCGCUUGCUGUUUCAGUGGCUUCCUGGUUGCUCAAGUGGUCACCACCCUCGUAUUUCGCCUCCCCUUUCGCCUCCCCAGCAAACUCAACCAUUUCUUUUGUGACAUCUCCCCAGUCCUCAAGCUGGCUUUUACCCACAUGCACCUCAAUGAUGUUAUCAUCUUCUUGCUGGGCAUUUUUGCCCUCAUGCUCCCACUACUGCUGAUCCUGGUUUCAUACAUCUAUAUCCUUAUCGCCAUCCUGCACAUCCCAUCGACCACUGGGCGGCGCAAGACUUUCUCCACCUGUGUGGCCCACCUCACUGUAGUGGUUGUGCACUACGGCUGCGCAUCCUUCAUCUACCUGAGGCCCAAGUCCAGCUACUCAUCAGAUCAAGACACUCUGAUCUCAGUAACUUACACCAUUCUCACCCCUCUGCUCAACCCCAUGAUUUACAGCUUGAGGAACAAAGAAGUCAAAAUGGCUCUGAAGAAAGCAAUUGGAAUUAGAAUAUUUCCAAAGAAAUUUACCCAAUAA
Molecule: messenger RNA, 951 nt
Organism: Alligator sinensis (Chinese alligator)
Lineage: Eukaryota; Metazoa; Chordata; Crocodylia; Alligatoridae
Product: olfactory receptor 10K1-like
Exons: 1
Coding region: 1-951 (316 amino acids)
Biological process (GO): G protein-coupled receptor signaling pathway
Cellular component (GO): membrane
Molecular function (GO): olfactory receptor activity; G protein-coupled receptor activity
Source: RefSeq, a predicted model, not a curated record